Messenger RNA from Talaromyces rugulosus, 753 nucleotides. RefSeq lists its product as uncharacterized. The coding region runs from base 1 to 753 and encodes 250 amino acids. Gene Ontology annotation, molecular function: RNA helicase activity; RNA binding. NCBI's taxonomy places the organism in Eukaryota, Fungi, Ascomycota, Eurotiomycetes, Eurotiales, Trichocomaceae. The record is from RefSeq and is a predicted model, not a curated record. The transcript is spliced from 2 exons.
AUGGAGAGGGACACUGGUCAACUAGGACCUGACGAUGGGGAUCUAUUUCCUACUCAAGUCAUUGGGGGUUUACGAUUGGAGUCGCACACUGGUACGACAAUAUGUACGAGGACGACAGUGUGCGACGCUUCCCCAAUUGGUGUCCUGCUCACUCGUAAAUGGAAAGGCGAGGAGCAGAAGCGGGUAACCCUGACGAAGGAGAUUACGCCGGUUGUUGCAAAUACUCACGACACCAUUCAAUAUAUUCAAGCCCGCCUGUACAGUGGCCCCUCGCUGCCUGUCAUCGUUCGCAAGCUACGGUCUGAUAGGACGUUCAAGAAUGAGCUGGCUGCGCGGAGUGCUUACAGCACCCUGAUGCCUCCGUUAAAGCUCCGCAUGACACGAUUUGGCACAUGCUACUGGCACAAAGUCUCGACAUUUUGCCAAUCCGUUGCAAAUUUCAUGGGCCAAAUCCAUGAGCUUGUGGGCCUUAUCCAAGGUUCGGCGGGCACAGGCAAGACGACAUUCGCGGUCAAGCUGUGCACAGUAUUUGCCCAGCAUUACACCAUCGACUGGCCUUGCCAGGUCUCUUACUGCCUUUCACUGAACGAGAGGACCUGGGUCGAUGAUAGCUAUUAUCAGCAUGAAAUUAUCUACCAAGCAGAAUUCUGCGACCAUGUGGAUACGUCUCUUACAUCUAUCUAUUACUAUGUCAUCGUGAUUGUUCUGACGCGGCCCAACAUCAUGAUAGGGCAAGGAACGAGUCUUCUGUAA